UAUUUAUUUUUAAUUAACCUUGACUUCCGAGAAGAAAAAGAAAGGUUGCAUUUCAGAGACAUGCAAGAUACUGUCUUCGUACCCCAGGUAUGCCGUACAGGGUGGUAAAGUCACCAUGGAAACUGAAACUGGAACUGGGAAACCUGAGCAUUGCUGCCAAUCUGAUCCGGCGGAAUAAGAGCCAAGAGUAGGGCUGCUUGUAAGUCCCACGAGAGCGGAGGCACUGAAUCAGUUCCAUCAUGAACCAGUCGCACGUCCUAAAACUGAUUUUUCUGAAGCUACUCUCUGCCAACUGUCAAGAUUUUGGUGAGGAACGCAAUGGACGCAUUAUAGGUGGCUACGUGCCCCCUGCACACACCAUUCGAUAUAUCGUUUCCAUUCGGAGAAUUGGUGGAGAUCAUUUCUGUGGAGGCUCUCUGGUGGGCACAUUGUGGGUGUUGACCGCAGCACACUGCAAUAUUGGGUAUGAUGGUUUCGAGAUAGUUGCCGGUGAGCACAAUUUGACUGAAUAUGAAGGAACAGAGCAGUAUUUGUAUCCUGAGCUCCUGAUCCCACACCCCAACUAUAACGCAGCAACAAACAAUCAUGAUCUUAUGCUCAUUAAGCUACAGAGUCCUGCAAUCCUUGGAAGCUAUGUUUCAAUUGUUGUGCUGCCACACCAAGAUGCCUCAAUCCCUGAGGGCUACGUGUGCCGGGUUUCUGGCUGGGGUUACACAAACUUUGCUGAGAAACAGGCGUCCAUUGUCCUCAGGACUGUAAAUAUCCCCAUUAUAUCACCUGUGGAAUGCAAUGGCAGCAGCUCUUUUAACGGAUAUAUAACCAGUAAGAUGCUCUGUGCUGGGUACAAUGACGGAGGCAAGGAUGCAUGCAAGGGAGACUCUGGAGGCCCUUUGGUUUGUGAAGGUCGUGUCUAUGGAAUCGUGUCUUGGGGAAAAAGUUGUGGAGAAGCUCACUAUCCUGGAGUGUACACAGCUGUUGCUCAGUUCCGAACAUGGAUAGAUGAGACAAUGCAGAUCCUCAGCCACACGUGUCCCAUUAUUUAGCCAUGUGCUGUCUUCCAUCAGAAAUGAGAAAGAGUUAAGCGUGUGUGCUUUGUUUCUUUUCCUUAGACACCAGCAUUUCUAAGAAGUUGAGACUGCCACUGGAUACAGAACUAAUGACACCAUAGCCACCAACUCAAUAUGAUCCAGAGAAAUGUCAGUCUUCUUUUGUCACAAACUGCACAGCACGGGGAGCCGUUUUGUCCCUACAAUAUUUCUAUGUGGAUAGACAUCAGAGAGCAGUGAGGUUUAAAAUACAGUAAAUCCAGUUAAGCAUCAUAGGGAAUGGUGUCUGACAGGAUUGGGGGGAAGUGGUUUCCAGCAUGUAGCUUUGAAGAAUGCUGCAUUCACACCAUUGGUGUAUCACUUUGGUGCUCUGAUUGCUUUUUCUUUUGUCCUGCUUGAUUCUGGUAUUUCCAUUUAUUCUUUCUACCAAAGUAAUGUAAUAAAGUACCUAUCAAACCUCAAAGUCAAAAGGGAAGGCAACACUUGUGAGACAGUAUAACAGUCGGAGCCCACGGCAAAUCACCUUCAAGGUAGUAGCACCAAGGGGUUUGAGAAACUUAGAAAGGAACACAGAUAAAAAACCUUGGGAUAGGCUUGCAGUUUAAGUUAAUACUUGGAGAAGAAUUGCAGUAUGUCCACAACACAUUACUAGAGACAACGAGAAAGAGGACAUUAGUUUGCUGCGUAAAUUGCUGCCACUGGCACCAAUAGGGGAGGACAGGUGGAUUAUGACUGUGAGAAAGUGAAUCUAGCACCCUCAUGGUGACUUCUUUCUCUUUCAUCCCUGAUUAUUCAUCUGGAUUAAAUCCCCCAAUUUUCAAUGUCCCCUCUGUUCCAUUGAUAUUUGACUCAUGUAGCCCCCUCCCAAAACACAGAAUAAGCUGCACUGUACUCUCCAGGUUUACCCUUAUGAGACGCCUAUUUGUCCCACUGCCAGAUGGAAGCCAUAUCCCUUUCUUAGUCACAUUAGCUACAUAUCUUUAAUUAUUUGUCAGGUCUUUUUCUCCUUGGAUCCAUGAACACCCUCCUUUAAGGAGAUCAGUCCAUGAUAGCUUCCAUAGUCAUCACUUUAAAAGAGUUUGAAUUGGCAUGAUAUUCCAAGUUGUGCUCCCAGAGCAGACACGUUCUGCUACAUUCCCUUUCUAACCUUAUUUUUCAGUGUAACAAAGACAUAAGUGCAUGUGUGUAUCCAUAAGGAUCAGGGUUCAUAUUCUAUUACGGCAUUAGUUUGUGGCUCUCAAUAUAUAAGUCUAAAUUUCUUAAAGGUGUGUAGCACCUCAUGUGUCAAGAGCUAAGGAAAGAUACUGUCAAUGUAAUGUAAUAAGGCAACAAAAGUGUAUAAGUCAUGCAUGUGAAGACAAUAAAACAUGGACCAUGAUGUAGCUGAUGAAGCUAAGAAUAAAUUAGAAGCAAGACUUGUAAAGUGGUGGGCUAGCACCCUGCCCGGGAUUUGUUCCUGCCUU
Erpetoichthys calabaricus (reedfish) is the source of this 2509-nucleotide messenger RNA. RefSeq names its product trypsin-3. Gene Ontology annotation, biological process: proteolysis. The transcript has 5 exons. The coding region runs from base 240 to 1043 and encodes 267 amino acids. Lineage: Eukaryota; Metazoa; Chordata; Cladistia; Polypteriformes; Polypteridae. The record is from RefSeq and is a predicted model, not a curated record. Gene Ontology annotation, molecular function: serine-type endopeptidase activity.